Hippoglossus stenolepis (Pacific halibut) is the source of this 3938-nucleotide messenger RNA. It is a transcript of the gene mef2b, whose product is annotated as myocyte enhancer factor 2b. Lineage: Eukaryota; Metazoa; Chordata; Actinopteri; Pleuronectiformes; Pleuronectidae. The coding region runs from base 236 to 1486 and encodes 416 amino acids. Gene Ontology annotation, biological process: positive regulation of transcription by RNA polymerase II. Gene Ontology annotation, molecular function: RNA polymerase II cis-regulatory region sequence-specific DNA binding; protein dimerization activity; DNA-binding transcription factor activity, RNA polymerase II-specific. The record is from RefSeq and is a predicted model, not a curated record. The transcript is spliced from 9 exons.
CAGCUCCCCUCAACCAUCCGCUUACUACUACUGCUGCUGCAUCAGGUGAAUAUCUGUCCAUCAGCCCGGGACUCGCUCUCCUCCACACACACACAUCUAUGUCUCCUCUUUCUUCAUCACUCGCUCCCUCGCCUGUUUGACCGAUCGCUUAGGGCGUUGAUCUCGGAAACCCAGAAGGAAACAGAGAAGGAGAAGAUCGAGGGAGCAGGUGUCAGAGUUACAGACGACAGAAAGAAUGGGACGAAAGAAAAUACAGAUUUCUCGUAUUCUGGACCAGAGGAAUAGACAGGUGACCUUCACCAAGCGUAAGUUCGGUCUGAUGAAGAAGGCGUACGAGCUGAGCGUGCUGUGUGACUGUGAGAUCGCCCUCAUCAUCUUCAACAGCACCAACCGCCUGUUCCAGUACGCCAGCACAGACAUGGACAAGGUGCUGCUCAAGUACACGGAGUACAGCGAGCCGCACGAGAGCCGCACCAACACAGACAUACUGGAGACUCUGCGCAGGAAGGGCCUCGGUCUUGACAACGCAGAGCUGGAACCUGAGGAGAGCGCGCAGGUGGCUGCAGAAAAAUAUCCUCUCAGCGAAGGCAUGGAUCUCUCUGUGGCACGCCAGCGCUUCUACGCUCCUUCACUGCUCUCACCCGAGGCCCAGUUCCUGGUGUCUGCAGGCUGCGAGAACGGCUUCCCCAACUGCUCUGCAGCCAGCGUGGCGUCCCACAGACCCCCUGGAUUUAAAUCUGUCAGCUCCAGACCCGGCUCUGCCAGCCCUGCUGCGUCACACGCACACACCGCGUUCAUGUCUCCACACUCCGGUAUCGGCUACUCCGUGUUGUCCCAUGGCAACCUGAAUCGAGCUCUGGACAUGAAGAGCCCUCCGUCUCUGAGCCUGGGCGGCGACAACCUGCGGGGGGACGCUGCUAAUCAGGCCAUGGGCGCCACACGUGUUAACCACAACUCUGCUAGGGGUCUCCUGUACCAGGGUCUGCACACUGGCAGCUCCAUGAUGGCCAUGGGCAAGCUGGGCCACAGUUUGGGAGGCUACAGCCUUCCCUCCCCUGGAACGCCCCCUGAGUACAGCCAGCCUGGUUUUUAUCACUCUGUUAGUCUACAGCGAGGAGCAGUGAACCCCUGGCAAACAGUUCAGCUGCCUCAGGAGCACCAUAUAAGUCCAGGGAUGUCCAGCGGAGGGUGCUCCUUCCCUUCUCAGUGUUGCUCCUCAGCCUCCCCGCAUCUGCCCUCCCUGACCCUGAGCAUCAAAUCUGAGCGCAGCUCUCCUGAGCACAGGUCCUCGCCCACCUCCCCUCCUCUGCACCACCUCAGACAGCAUUCUCCAAUCAGCGACCUGGGCUCAGCCUGCCAUAGCCCUCCAGAAACCCAGGCGGCCAAUGAGACGAAGGAGUAUCCCAAAGCUGGCUUCCCACAGGAUGAGAAGGAAGGAGGGCAGCCGCUCAGGCAUUUAGAGAUGAGUGACGGCUGGCAGAGAUAGCUGAGUGCUGCAGUCCACUGUAAGCACCACAUGUCCCAUUCACACAGCUUUCCUCCAAUCACACACACACGCACACACACGCACACACACGCACACACACGCACACACAGAAGAGGUCGAGGUGGGGUUGAUUCGUCCCCAUCAUCCCAGAGAGGAACACCUUUCUUUGUCUCAUCACACAGAGCUGGACUCUCCCUGGGCAAAUUAUUUCUCUGCAUCACUCGAUUGAUCCCGUGAGGAGACAGAUAAAAACAGACAUUUUGCUUUUUGUUUGGUUAGUAUAUACGUUUCCUGUGAGGAGAUAAUGUGAAUCAAAAGGAAAUACAUUCGGAAACGUGUUUGUCUUGUUCUGUGACUUUAUUGAAGUUAGUCACAGCAGCACAGUGGGACCAACUGAAUUUCUCUAAAACGUGUGGACGUAUAUUUUGGGCUUUCAAAGCAGCCUCCGGUGUUUGAGGUUUGGCGUGUUAAUUGGUAAAUAGCUGUAAAAUUACACUCUACACUGUCUUGGUAUAAAUGUUAGAAUGAAAAGCAGAUGGGAGCUGGAGAAGACUCUUUACACCAGCCAGAAGAAGCAAUGUCUCUACAGUACAAUCUGUUUUAGCCUUUAGCCCCAAACCAGCAACAUGGCCUCCCCACAUUAAAAAAAAGUUACACAUUAAAAAUCAAUGGAGCCUUGGCCUUGUUUGAAAUGAUGAAAUGAGCCUGAACAUCUUAAAGGAGAGUAGCAUAUUAUUUUUCAGGUUUUAGUCACUGUAAUUGGUCCCGGCCGUGAAAAGAUUCCUUAAGAAGACAUUUCUAAUUUAAGAAAUGACAAAAUCCGUUCAUUCAGCACAAUGAUUCAUUCUCAAAUUCAGCUAGUAUGAGACUCUAAUGGCCACUCAAACCAAAUUAGGUUUUUUUUAAAUAUAAAUUUCCCUAUAGGCAGUGUUAGUUACAGGGGAGGUUCAGUUUAUUUGAUAUCUCUCACACAAUUAAGUUCUUUACAAUCAAAGAGUCAAAGAAUCAAGAGAGUUUUGCACAAAAGAUCUAUUAAAUAGAUUUAAUACAUUUUAUACAAAACUAGAACUCACUCACUAAAUUCACGAGACCUAGAUUUUUAUUUGGAGCUGAACUAAAUUGCACCUUUUCCUCAUCGAGAUCCAUUAAUUGUUUUCGGAGAAAUCAAUGAAAAUGUGGUAAAACGUCCUCUCUCAUGAUGUUAAAGAAAGUGAAAAAGAAAAUUCGCUGGAUCCGCCCCCCCUGACCCAGAUCAAAACUUAAUGGGUUCUUCUCUGACCCACACCACAUUCUUCCACCAAGUCCUGUCCAGUAGCAUUUGCCUAAUGCUGCUAAGUAACACAAACAAACACAGAUGAAAACAUAACCUCCUUGUAGCGGAGGUAAUGAGGACUGAUGAGUUUCUGUGGCGUAACAUUAAGAACAUUUAAAGUGACCUGCAUCAAUGUACACAUGGACAUGUUUGGGGGGGAAAAAAGUGAACUGACCCUUUAAAAAUAUGGGCAUCAGUGGAUCUCAGGAAAGUUUAAGAUAUCGUUUCUUUCCAUGUUUGUGCAUAAGACUAUAGUGGUGGAUGAGCUAAAUUACAGUUUAUAUUAUUCUUACAAAUAAUUAUAGUUUCAUCCUUUAAAUCUAAUAAUAUAAUAUAUAACUCAAUACUAAGAUUUACGACAAUCUGCUUUAAAUAAAGACCAAAGUGUUUGAAUACAGUCCCCAUGCAUCACAAUCAAAUACCGCAACACCCAAAGAUGUAUGUAUUUAUCUAUAGCAGGUCUAUUAAAUAAUAUAACAAUACAAUCAAUUCCUCUUUCUGAAGGGCUUAGCUUAGUGUGUAUUGAUAUUUAGAAAUAUAUGAGACGCUGUGUAAUGAAUGAGUCCAAUUCAUUAUUCAGAGGAUAUUUCUUUAAAAAAACACAAAUUAUGUUUUGUUUUUUUUACAUAUAACUUUACUUUGCACUGUGUUUUUGUGCACUGGAUAUCUGAGUGUUGUUUUUUUUGGCAUAUUCAACUUUUGUCCUGCAAAUGGUAGAUAUGCAGUACUUACAGAGUUUGGAUUGGAGUUACGCUUACUGUCCACAAGGGGUCAUCUUCUAAAUUGCAGAGCAGCCUUAACUAUUGGUGAUAAAUGAUCUAAUGAAUAUCUGCGAUUGAUAAGUAGUGGUUCACCCUGAAGACGUUUUACAAACGCGUCAUGGCAAACUCUGCAGACUCUGUGAAGCGGCUGGUGGACGACUUCAAGUUCAAGUGCUGCUGUGGAGUUCGCUUUUCUUUCCUUUUUAAAAAUGCAGUUAUGUGGUUUAUUAUCAGCAUGAAAAAGCAAUUUUAUCAGUAUUCUGAUGUUUUGGAUUUUGUUUUUCAUAUUCGCUGAACGCUUCACUAGCAGAACAGAGACAGUUUUUUUUAUUUGACAUUUGUGGUGAUUUCUUUUAAAUAAAAAAUGGUUUGAUUUGUA